GAUGGUUCUGUUCCGCCGAUAUAAGUACAUACUAUACUAUGCUGUGAUGUGCUGAUUGAUCAUAUGUUUAAGAGAUUCGCAGCUGACCACACUAAGACGUACUAAUUGGAUAUCCAGUAUUUAGCGACGAAAGAAUAAUGUUUUAUUCUGCAACUUUAUUUGUGGUGUUUGGCUUAAUUAAUGACUUUGUCACAUGUGCAGAAUGGGGCUACAGUUCACCAUAUGGACCAUCAAACUGGACGACACUACAUGGCAAUGAAGCUUGUGAUCUGAGGGCACAAUCACCAAUAGACAUUUCAGAUGCAAUGAAAGCUGAAUAUGACGAAGAACUGUUACCGUUUGUAGUCAUGGGAUUUGAAAAGAAAACAAACCAGUUAAAACUAAUCAAUAAUGGACAUACAGCUCAACUUAACAUACUAGGAGAUCUAACAGUAUCAGGCGGAGGCUUAUCAGGAACUUUCAAAACCGCACAGUUACAUUUCCACUGGGGCAGUGACAGUAACAAAGGCUCAGAGCAUCUACGUAACACCAAAAAAUAUCCCUUAGAGAUGCAUAUAGUCAAUUUUAACAGUAAAUAUGGGAAUUUAGGAAAUGCUGCUGAUAAAUCAGAUGGUCUUGCAGUACUGGGCUUUUGGUUUAAGGUUGUAGCCGAGGACAACAAAAUGUUUGCUACGUUGGUGAGCAAUCUAACAUCGAUACAAAACGCAGAUGCUGAAGCUGAAGUGACAGGUUUUCUAGUCAGUGAUUUAAUCAUUCCCAAACUUGACAGAUACUACAGAUAUAAAGGCAGUUUGACAACUCCACCAUGUUUUGAAAGUGUCACGUGGACAAUGUUUGAAGAGACUAUUCCCAUUUCAGAAUCACAGUUAAGACAAUUUCGAAAUUUGAAAGAAGCAAAGCCAAGCCAUAAAAUUGUCAACAACUUCAGGCCAACCCAAAUGUUAAAUGGUAGACGAGUUAGCAGAAGUUUCAAGGUAGAAACAGACGGAGCUAACACUAUUUGUUCCUCAUCAAUUGUAACAGUUUUGUUAGUUUACCUUCUUCAUUUGUUAUGAGCUUUGUAGACAUAGGACCUGUUUAAAAGGAAACAAUGAAAGUUAUGUACAUUGAUCAGUUUAAUUUAAAAUAUGCAAAUUUGUUGCCUUUAAUUACUCGAAUGACUUUGUUUCAUCGUAAGUCUAACUGAUCUGUAUGAGUAUAACCCAUACGUUUAACUUUUAUUGUAGGCAUAAGAAUGAAUCUUUGAUUACGACAUUUUAGGAUGAAAGGACAAGUAUUCUUCCUUUAACAGAUUUGUUUUAGAAAUGUUUUAUUACUGUUAUCUCAUACUAUUUACCAAGUAUAUUUCAUCCAGGCUUCGAAAAUAAAAAAAUCUUGUAACUACAAUUUUGGAUGAAGUUUACUGUAAUACCUAUUCAACUCGUUAGCAAAAACAUAUUGCCAUUUCUUGGGUAUUUCGAAUUUUAUUAUUUGACAAAACAAAAAUAAAUAUUUUGACAUGUGAAGAAUUCAGUAUUUCAUAAAAUGAAUAUGUAAUAUUUUGAAUUGAAGUCGAUGUAUUCUAAAUAUCAUCCCAAACAAUGACCUUCAUGUUGCACAUGUUUCAUAAGUAGGUCAUGAUUUUUUUUUUAUGUGUAUGUUGAUAAAGUAGAGUUAUUAUCUCUUGUAUUUGUAUGUUUCAUUUUGUUUAGGGAGCUCGUUUAUUGACGUUCCCUCCCAAUAUCCAAUCAUCGCCUGUUAUUUAUUAUCCUUAUAAGUGCAAAUAUAAAUAAUCAUAAACACAAUCCUGAUAUGAACGAUAUAAUCGUUGAUAUGCUUUAGUUGUAUAUUUGUAUAUAUAAUAAACAAAACAGAACAAUGCAGAAUGGGACAAUUUAUAAUCAUUAUCAUAAUAUUUUUUACAGUUGCAUGUUAGCUCCCCUUAACCCAGAGUGUCGUUUGUUACAACAGUCUAUUGUUGGUCUAUUUGUUGAGGAGAUGAUAUUUCUAUGACACGAUAUAACACAACAAGUUUUAGUAACCACAAUAAUGUUCCUGUCGUUGACAUGAUUAAGAGAUAACUGUAUUGUAUUUGAAGCUUUGCCGACAUUAAAAGAUAGUUUUACUGUCGCAAAUUGGGUUUGCCGACAUUAAUCGUUAGUUUUACUGUCGCAAAUUGGGGUUACCUGUAGUUGAAAUAAAUUUCUGUACAGAAACAGAAGAACGUUUCACUACUUAAAGGAAAUAAUAUACUAAAAUUUAUUGGGAUAAAGAAUGGCCAUUCUGCAGCAUGAGUACAAAAAGAGAAAUAGGCUUUUAGAAGCUUUAGUUUACAAAAAAAAAAGAAUGAUUUUUAGUUUACAUAACAAUUGAUUGUAAUUGCUUAAUGUAAUAUAUACUUGCCAUUUUGAUGUACAAUAUGCAUAAUAAACCAACUGAUAUCUUG
Messenger RNA from Mytilus trossulus (common blue mussel), 2425 nucleotides. Its product is annotated as carbonic anhydrase 2-like. Gene Ontology annotation, biological process: one-carbon metabolic process. Bases 138 to 1055 code for a protein of 305 amino acids. Gene Ontology annotation, molecular function: carbonate dehydratase activity; zinc ion binding. The record is from RefSeq and is a predicted model, not a curated record. The transcript has 8 exons. Lineage: Eukaryota; Metazoa; Mollusca; Bivalvia; Mytilida; Mytilidae. Gene Ontology annotation, cellular component: plasma membrane.